AUGAGACCGCAGUGCCUCGCCACUGCACCUGAUGGGCCUGGCCAACCACACUGCCUCGCCGCUUCGCCUCAUGCGCCUGGCCGACUGCACUGCUUGACCGCCGCACCCUGUGGGCCUGGCCGACCGCACUGCCUCGCCGCCUCGCCCUGUGGGCCUGGCCGACCGCACUGCCUCGCCGCCUCGCCCUGUGGGCCUGGCCGACCGCACUGCCUCGCCGCCUCACCCUGUGGGCCUGGCCGACCGCACUGCCUCACCGCCUCGCCCUGUGGGCCUGGCCGACCGCACUGCCUCGCCGCCUCGCCCUGUGGGCCUGGCCGACCGCACUGCCUCGCCGCCUCACCCUGUGGGCCUGGCCGACCGCACUGCCUCACCGCCUCGCCCUGUGGGCCUGGCCGACCGCACUGCCUCGCCGCCUCGCCCUGUGGUCCUGGCCGACCGCACUGCCUCGCCGCCUGGCCCUGUGGGCCUGGCCGACCGCACUGCCUCGCCGCCUCACCCUGUGGGCCUGGCCGACCGCACUGCCUCGCCGCCUCACCCUGUGGGCCUGGCCGACCGCACUGCCUCGCCGCCUCACCCUGUGGGCCUGGCCGACCGCACUGCCUCGCCGCCUCGCCCUGUGGGCCUGGCCGACCGCACUGCCUCGCCGCCUGGCCCUGUGGGCCUGGCCGACCGCACUGCCUCGCCGCCUGGCCCUUUGGGCCUGGCCGACCGCACUGCCUCGCCGCCUCACCCUGUGGGCCUGGCCGACCGCACUGCCUCGCCGCCUCACCCUGUGGGCCUGGCCGACCGCACUGCCUCGCCGCCUCACACUGUGGGCCUGGCCGACCGCACUGCCUCGCCGCCUCACCCUGUGGGCCUGGCCGACCGCACUGCCUCGCCGCCUGGCCCUGUGGGCCUGGCCGACCGCACUGCCUCGCCGCCUCGCCCUGUGGUCCUGGCCGACCGCACUGCCUCGCCGUCUCGCCCUGUGGGCCUGGCCGACCGCACUGCCUCGCCGCCUCGCCCUGUGGGCCUGGCCGACCGCACUGCCUCGCCGCCUCGCCCUGUGGGCCUGGCCGACCGCACUGCCUCGCCGCCUCGCCCUGUGGGCCUGGCCGACCGCACUGCCUCGCCGCCUCGCCCUGUGGGCCUGGCCGACCGCACUGCCUUGCCGCCUCGCCCUGUGGUCCUGGCCGACCGAACUGCCUCGCCGCCUGGCCCUGUGGGCCUGGCCGACCGCACUGCAUCGCCGCCUCACCCUGUGGGCCUGGCCGACCGCACUGCCUCGCCGCCUCACCCUGUGGGCCUGGCCGACCGCACUGCCUCGCCGCCUGGCCCUGUGGGCCUGGCCGACCGCACUGCCUCGCCGCCUCACCCUGUGGGCCUGGCCGACCGCACUGCCUCGCCGCCUGGCCCUGUGGGCCUGGCCGACCGCACUGCCUCGCCGCCUUGCCCUGUGGUCCUGGCCGACCGCACUGCCUCGCCGCCUCGCCCUGUGGGCCUGGCCGACCGCACUGCCUCCCUCGCCCUGUGGUCCUGGCCGACCGCACUGCCUCGCCGCCUCACCCUGUGGUCCUGGCCGACCGCACUGCCUCGCCGCCUGGCCCUGUGGGCCUGGCCGACCGCACUGCCUCGCCGCCUCGCCCUGUGGGCCUGGCCGACCGCACUGCCUCGCCGCCUCACCCUGUGGGCCUGGCCGACCGCACUGCCUCGCCGCCUCACCCUGUGGGCCUGGCCGACCGCACUGCCUCGCCGCCUCGCCCUGUGGGCCUGGCCGACCGCACUGCCUCGCCGCCUCACCCUGUGGGCCUGGCCGACCGCACUGCCUCGCCGCCUGGCCCUGUGGGCCUGGCCGACCGCACUGCCUCGCCGCCUCGCCCUGUGGUCCUGGCCGACCGCACUGCCUCGCCGCCUCGCCCUGUGGUCCUGGCCGACCGCACUGCCUCGCCGCCUGGCCCUGUGGGCCUGGCCGACCGCACUGCCUCGCCGCCUCGCCCUGUGGGCCUGGCCGACCGCACUGCCUCGCCGCCUCGCCCUGUGGGCCUGGCCGACCGCACUGCCUCGCCGCCUCACCCUGUGGGCCUGGCCGACCGCACUGCCUCGCCGCCUGGCCCUGUGGGCCUGGCCGACCGCACUGCCUCGCCGCCUCACCCUGUGGGCCUGGCCGACCGCACUGCCUCGCCGCCUCACCCUGUGGGCCUGGCCGACCGCACUGCCUCGCCGCCUCGCCCUGUGGGCCUGGCCGACCGCACUGCCUCGCCGCCUCGCCCUGUGGUCCUGGCCGACCGCACUGCCUCGCCGCCUGGCCCUGUGGGCCUGGCCGACCGCACUGCCUCGCCGCCUCACCCUGUGGGCCUGGCCGACCGCACUGCCUCGCCGCCUCACCCUGUGGGCCUGGCCGACCGCACUGCCUCGCCGCCUGGCCCUGUGGGCCUGGCCGACCGCACUGCCUCGCCGCCUCACCCUGUGGGCCUGGCCGACCGCACUGCCUCGCCGCCUCGCCCUGUGGGCCUGGCCGACCGCACUGCCUCGCCGCCUCGCCCUGUGGUCCUGGCCGACCGCACUGCCUCGCCGCCUCACCCUGUGGGCCUGGCCGACCGCACUGCCUCGCCGCCUCACCCUGUGGGCCUGGCCGACCGCACUGCCUCGCCGCCUGGCCCUGUGGGCCUGGCCGACCGCACUGCCUCGCCGCCUCGCCCUGUGGUCCUGGCCGACCGCACUGCCUCGCCGCCUCGCCCUGUGGGCCUGGCCGACCGCACUGCCUCGCCGCCUCACCCUGUGGGCCUGGCCGACCGCACUGCCUCACCGCCUCGCCCUGUGGGCCUGGCCGACCGCACUGCCUCGCCGCCUCGCCCUGUGGUCCUGGCCGACCGCACUGCCUCGCCGCCUGGCCCUGUGGGCCUGGCCGACCGCACUGCCUCGCCGCCUCGCCCUGUGGGCCUGGCCGACCGCACUGCCUCGCCGCCUCACCCUGUGGGCCUGGCCGACCGCACUGCCUCGCCGCCUCGCCCUGUGGUCCUGGCCGACCGCACUGCCUCGCCGCCUGUCCCUGUGGGCCUGGCCGACCGCACUGCCUCGCCGCCUGGCCCUGUGGGCCUGGCCGACCGCACUGCCUCGCCGCCUCACCCUGUGGGCCUGGCCGACCGCACUGCCUCGCCGCCUCGCCCUGUGGUCCUGGCCGACCGCACUGCCGCGCUGCCUCGCCCUGUGGUCCUGGCCGACCGCACUGCCUCGCCGCCUCGCCCUGUGGGCCUGGCCGACCGCACUGCCUCGCCGCCUCACCCUGUGGGCCUGGCCGACCGCACUGCCUCACCGCCUCGCCCUGUGGGCCUGGCCGACCGCACUGCCUCGCCGCCUCGCCCUGUGGUCCUGGCCGACCGCACUGCCUCGCCGCCUGGCCCUGUGGGCCUGGCCGACCGCACUGCCUCGCCGCCUCGCCCUGUGGGCCUGGCCGACCGCACUGCCUCGCCGCCUCACCCUGUGGGCCUGGCCGACCGCACUGCCUCGCCGCCUCGCCCUGUGGUCCUGGCCGACCGCACUGCCUCGCCGCCUGUCCCUGUGGGCCUGGCCGACCGCACUGCCUCGCCGCCUGGCCCUGUGGGCCUGGCCGACCGCACUGCCUCGCCGCCUCACCCUGUGGGCCUGGCCGACCGCACUGCCUCGCCGCCUCGCCCUGUGGUCCUGGCCGACCGCACUGCCGCGCCGCCUCGCCCUGUGGGCCUGGCCGACCGCACUGCCUCGCCGCCUCACCCUGUGGGCCUGGCCGACCGCACUGCCUCACCGCCUCGCCCUGUGGGCCUGGCCGACCGCACUGCCUCGCCGCCUCGCCGCCUCGCCCUGUGGGCCUGGCCGACCGCACUGCCUCGCCGCCUGGCCCUGUGGUCCUGGCCGACCGCAAUGACUGGGACUGACCGGUCGCUUAGCCUCACGAACGCAUAUGAUGGGAAAAGAAGACCACUCUGUAUGACGACUGCACCUGAUGGGUGA
Molecule: messenger RNA, 3966 nt
Organism: Schistocerca nitens (vagrant locust)
Lineage: Eukaryota; Metazoa; Arthropoda; Insecta; Orthoptera; Acrididae
Product: collagen alpha-1(I) chain-like
Exons: 3
Coding region: 1-3966 (1321 amino acids)
Source: RefSeq, a predicted model, not a curated record